Lytechinus pictus (painted urchin) is the source of this 1688-nucleotide messenger RNA. Its product is annotated as clumping factor A-like. The coding region runs from base 121 to 945 and encodes 274 amino acids. NCBI's taxonomy places the organism in Eukaryota, Metazoa, Echinodermata, Echinoidea, Temnopleuroida, Toxopneustidae. The record is from RefSeq and is a predicted model, not a curated record. Gene Ontology annotation, molecular function: protein binding. The transcript is spliced from 4 exons.
ACAACGCUCGAGACUCAAACAGAAGGAAAUGUCCAGAGAAAUUUGAAUGGAUACCAAGAUACAUUAGCAGAAUAGAAGCAUAUAUUUUGUACUACAGAAUAUCUCAGUCUGUACCAUAUCAUGAUGAAUAAGAUAUGGCUUCCAGUGACCAUAGUUCUUGCCUUGGUAGUCUACAUCAGCUGUGCACCAGCUGGCUGUCCAAGAGGACUAAGUGGACCUGUUUGCGGUUCUGAUGGCCAAACAUACGCCGAUUUCUGCGAUGCUGCCGUGGAAAUAACAGGUGUUGGUGCUUGCGCUGGGGAUGGUGGUGAUGGUGGUGACGAUGAUGGCGGUGAUGGUGGUGAUGGUGGAGAUGAUGGUGAUGAUGAUGACGGAGGUUGGGACUGGGAUUUGGGUUACGAUUACGCAGCAACGGGUGUAGAAUGUGGAGGAGGGGGAUGUGGGGGUGGUAGUAGUAGUAGCAGCAGUGACAGCGACAGUGAUAGUGACAGUUGUGACAGUGACUCAGAUGGGUGUAGUGACUCGAGUUCAGACAGCGAUAGUGACAGUGACAGCUGUGAGAGUGAUUCGGAUGGGUGCAGUGAUUCGAGUUCAGGCAGCGAUAGUGAUUCCAGCAGCAGUUCAGAAGAGGAUUGUGGAUGUGAUGGUGGUGGUGGUUGGUGCGAUUGUGGUGGGGAUGGUGGUGGUGAUGGUGGAGGUGAUGGUGGUGACGGGGGUGAUGGUGGUGACGGUGGUGAUGGAGGCGACGGAGGAGAUGGCGAUGGGGGUGAUGGUGGUGAUGGAGGCGAUGGAGGUGAUGGAGGCGAUGGUGAUGGCGGGGAUGACGAUGAUGAUGAGGAUGGUGGUGGAGAUGGAGGUUGCGGUGGAGAUGGAGGUGAAGGAGCUGAAUGCGGUGAGCUCAAAGCUGAAGGUAGCUCAGUGAAAAUGACAGUGGCAGAACCUUAGAGCGUCGAAACUUGAUCCCGUGCAGAGGUUAUUAAUAGACCGUUAUCAUCGAUGGAUGGACAACAGGUUUGGUUUUCAGCUAAUUACCAUCUUCAUUUCGACUGCAAUCCUCACUGAAUAUUUGUGCUGUUUGUAAUUCAAAUGUCAGAAAAUAAGAUUUUGACAUCUCGUUUAGCAGGUUACAAUUGCCAAUCUGUCAACAGGAUACGAUUGUGGACAUGUUGGUUUAGCUAGCUCGGAGUUAAUCGGAGUCAAUCCUUACUGAAUAUUUUUUAUAUCACAUGUGAAGGACGGUACAGCGAGAUCAUAACUGACUCCGUUAUCUUUCCGAAGUAGACCAACAAGGCCGAAAACAUUAUUAAAAAUAAUCAUGUAAUAUUGAUUUGAUCGAUCAGUAAGGUGAUCAGUUUGGCAGUGGUAACCUUAUGAAUAUCCUGUGCGUGUUUGAACAUUUCCAAACAGUUUUAUAUACAUUGCAAUGAAAUUCUUUGCUUAUUGCUGUUGAUCUGAUAUUGGAAUGAGAUCAUUAUUUAUUAUAGACUAGAUAUCUACUAUGACGUCGAUGAGUAUUUUAAUUUCAUUUGAUUAAACUUAAUUUAUUCCAACUGAAUGUGUACGAAAUGUACACACAACGUGAGACUACUAUUUGUAUUGUUUAUUUGGAUACACUUAGUACUUUUGUACUUGGCCAGAUUUAUGUCAUUUCAUGUUUUAUUACUUUAUUUGUGAAAAUAUAAAAUUGU